ACUGUAUACGGCGCGCGUAUUAUGUGCGAGACGAAAACGGGACUGCGGCCGUGCAGUGGUCCAUGGAAUCGAAGCCAUUCUGCUAUACAUAAAUCAAAAAGAGGGAUAAAUUAAACCAUCUGGUUGAUUAUUACAUCCAAGGAAGAGAGGGAGAAAGUCAAGUACAGACUAAGAAACAUUUUUGAGAGAGAAAUCCACUCCAGCAGCUGCGUUAGCUAACGUUACUGUCAGCGCCGAAAGCCGAGGCAAAGUGCACUGCAAAGUGCAAGUGCAGAAGUUGGAACAGAAAACGUGUCGACAUGCCUAAGAAGGGUAAGAAAGGAGGGAAGAGGGGAGGAGAUGAUUUUGGUGAAGACGACAUCCCAAAGACAAGUACAGCUCCCAGCAUUGAGGAAGAGGGAAAGAGAGCCGACGGUGCAAAAGGCAAAAAAGACAAGAAAAAGGAGAAGAAAAAUCAGAGGAAAGGCAGGCAAGAUGAUUCUGAUGAUGACAUACCAGACCCUAUAGCAUCAGCUAUGAAAGAGGAGGAAGAGGAAACUAACAGACCUACUACAGCUAAAGCUUCUAAAAAGAAAGGAAAAGGGAAGAAGAACCGAGGAGGAAAGGUGGAUGAUUCUGAUGAAGAUGAACAACUCAUGAAUAAAAUAAAUCAACUAGCUCUCGAGGAUGAGAUGGAGGAUGAUGAGGAAGAAGAGGAAGAGGAUCCUAAGAAACAACCGAAAGGCAAAAAAGGAAAGAAGCAAGCUGCCAAGCAAGCUGCUUUUGCUCUAUUGGAUGAAAUGGAGAAUGAUGAGGACAAUGAUGAUGUCAAUGAUGAGGAGAAUUUAGUUCCACCAAAGAAAGAAGAUCCACCGCCAAAGGAUGAACCAGAAGAGGAAGCAGCUCCAAAGAAUGAAAAGAAAGAAAAGAAAAAGAAGAAGAAAGAUAAGUUUGCCUUCCUGAAUGAAGUGCCAGAUGAGGUGGAGGAGGUGAAGGAAGAAAAGAAGGAGGAGAUUAAACCAGUCAAACAAGAUGAGGAGGAUGAUGAUGUCUCAAAGGAAGAAGAACCUCAGUUCUCAUAUCUCGAUGGUAAUGAUGUAGCUCCUAAAGUUGAAGAAGAGGAAGAGAAAGAAACCAAGAAGAUGAGUCGAAAAGAGAUGAAGAAAAUGAAGAAAAGGGAACAAAUGAAAAAACAGAUGAUGGAAGAUGGAGAACUCUCAAACUUUUCUUUGUCUCAACAAGAAACAAACGUCAAGGGAGCUGCUCUAGAGAAUGCUACAGAUGUCAAGGUUGAGAAGUUUUCAAUUUCUGCUGCUGGUAAAGAACUCUUCGUGAAUGCUUCGCUCACUAUUGCUCAGGGUCGACGCUAUGGUCUAGUAGGACCCAAUGGAAUGGGAAAGACAACGCUCCUUUCACAUAUAGCAGGGAGAAAGUUAGCUAUACCACCCAAUAUAGAUGUGCUCUUAUGUGAACAGGAUGUUAAAGCUGAUGAUACCCCUGCAUUCCUAGCUGUAUUAAACGCUGAUAAGAAGAGAUUAGCACUUCUAAAGGAGGAAAAGGAAUUAUUAGAAGCAAAUGAAAGAGGUGACCAUUCUAAGUCGGAACGACUGAAAGAGAUUUAUGAAGAAAUGGAAGUCAUUGGUGUUGCAUCUGCUGAAGCUCGAGUCAGAAGAAUUCUGGCUGGUCUUAGUUUUACACCAGACAUGCAGAAGAAACCAACCAAGGCAUUCUCAGGAGGAUGGAGGAUGCGUGUAUCACUUGCAAGAGCUCUUUUCAUGGAACCAACUCUUCUAUUACUUGAUGAACCUACUAAUCAUCUCGACCUCAAUGCUGUUAUCUGGCUUAACAAUUACCUCCAAUCUUGGAAAAAGACUCUACUGAUAGUCUCUCACGACCAGACCUUUUUAGAUGAUGUAUGCACUGAUAUCAUUCAUUUGGAUAUGCAAAAAUUACAAUACUACAAAGGAAAUUACAAUACUUUCAAAAAGAUGCUUGGUCAGAAGAGAAAAGAACAAAUGAAAGACUAUGAGAGACAGGAAAAGAUGCUUAAGAGUUUGAAAAGUCACGGCAAGUCAACUAAAGCUGCUGAGAAAGAGACGAGAAGUCAGCAGAAGAAGCGUAAUGAGAGGGGUAACAAGAAGAAAGGUGAUCCAACUGAAGAGGAUGAAGGCCCUCAGGAGCUUCUCAAGAGACCUAAGGAAUACGUGGUGAAAUUCACCCUUCCUAAUCCACCAACUCUCAGCCCACCUAUCCUGGGAAUAUAUAAUGUUACGUUUGGUUAUCCAAACCAGCCAAAGUUAUUCGUCAACUGUGAUUUUGGUGUCGACAUGAAAUCAAGAGUUGCAAUAGUUGGUCCAAAUGGAGUCGGAAAGAGUACAUUCCUGAAUCUUCUCAAGGGGGAACUUGAGCCUCUGAUAGGAGAAGUGCGAAAGAAUCACAGAUUACGUGUAGGAUCCUACAGUCAACAUUCUGCUGAUCAGCUUACUAUGGACGUGAGUCCGGUAGAAUACCUUCAGACAAAGUACAACCUGCAGUAUCAAGAUAGUCGGAAGCUGCUAGGUCGAUUCGGGUUGGUCAGUCAUGCUCACACCAUCAAGACUAAAGAUCUAUCUGGUGGUCAGAAAUCAAGAGUAGCCUUUGCUGAUCUUUGUCAGAGCCAGCCAGAUGUUAUCAUCUUGGAUGAACCUACAAAUAACUUGGAUAUUGAGUCCAUUGAUGCCUUGGCUGAAGCAAUCAACAAUUAUACAGGAGGAGUAAUAAUAGUCAGCCACGACGCCAGACUGAUAACAGAGACAGACUGUCAACUGUGGGUCAUCGAGGAGCAGACCAUCAACGAGAUCGACGGUGGCUUCGACGACUACAAACAUGAACUCCUGGUAGAACUUGGAGAGAGUGAAAAUAAGAAAUGAUUGAAGCUUACUAAUAAACCGUUCUCUGACACAUUGUUGUAUGAAACCAAAACAGCAUGAAUGUUGCAAGCUGGACAACAGAAUAUGCUUCCAAGAUCUGGAUUGGAGUAAUUCAUCUUCUCAAUACCUGAAAUCUAUUCCUUGAAGGUUGAAAGUUCUCUGACUUCUCUAAAUUGCAACAUUUCCAAACAUUAGCCUGCUAUACCAUAGGAUUUAUUCAGGAAUAAGUAGGUUUCUGUCGUCGGGUUGCUAAUAGUCGUGAGUUAUUUUUAGAUUUCUUUAUUAAAGUAGAUACGAACCAGCAGUCUUGAUAGCAACACCUCAAGUCUUCAACUACUCAAAUCUGGCCGGAUUUCUAGCCCAUAAUGCAACAUUCUGGGCAGUGUAGUCUUGUAAUAUAAGCCUGUUUGAAUGAUUAUCAUAAAUCAUGUUACCAAGUAGAAACACAAGUACUUUUAAUGUACAAAAAAUUAAUAAUUUCUAUACAGUGCGUAUCAAAAAAAAGUUUACACUUUACAAAAGCCCUGGGAAUUAAAAUAUAUACAACAUGUGGGUAAUUUUUUCACAUAUAAUCUUGGGUUUGGGUCUCAUAUAUCCAAUGAAAGUAAAAGUUUUGACAGAUUGUUACACUUGAGUGAGCAAUGUCCAUUUUUGUAAAGCUCGCAGAAAUCUGUUUGCGCAGAAAUGCUCGUUUGUACGCUGUGUCAAGGGGAAAGGGCGAAAUCAAACUUACCCUGCGAAACAUUUCCCUUGCACUUUUAGUAAAUUGAAAUAAAACGGAUACAUUCAAGCAUUUUCUAACAAUUUUGCCACCCAAAUUGAAAUUUCAAUACUUAGUAAACACAACCUUUACCCUUUUUGUGCCAGCUGGAUCUGAGGACAUAACUGAAUCUGAACAAAAGUUUAUAUCAGACAUCUCUAGCAUUUUUUCACAAAGUUUUUAUUAUUUAAAGUGGGUUUACAUUUCAUAUUUCAUUUAAUACUUGUUUCUCCACACUUUUCCCAGGCUUGACAAUGAUUAACAAAAUGAAAAUCAAGCCUAAGCCAUUUUAUGUAAAUCACAGCUCAGUGUAAAGCAAAUAUCGUCACGAUAGCCGUGGUGUGUGGGGGAGUGGGGUGGGGCGCAAUGCACUCCUUGAAGUGGAUUGGGGAAGGAAACAAGUUAAAAAAGGUAAAAGAUAUCUUCAAAUCAAUUUUACUAGCUAAAUUCCACGUGUUAUUCAUGAUUAAGGUAUACUUUUAUUCGCAUAACUAUUUCAAAGUUCUGCGCAAAUCAUUUUUCACUAACUUUUCAAAAGUAAGUGGUGCUCACUCAAGCGGAAAUAUUUUUCGACAGUUAUAUCGUCAUUUGCUUAAAUGGAUCUGUACCAAUGUUGAAAUGUGGAAAAAUCUUCAGGAUAUUACAAAUGUAUAAUAUUACAGGAUAUUUUCUAAGUGUAAACUUUUUUUUGAUACGCACUGUAUAUAGAAUUAGAGGCCAAUUUUGUCUGGGUAUUAUCCCAAAAGGUAUAUUUUGAAACGAUUUAUUACACACAGUCAAUGAGAGACUAGACCACAUUCAGUAUUGGUGAGUUCAUUUCCCCUUUAAAUUUGAAAGUUCACCCUGACAAAAAGUUUAUUGUAAAAAUAGCAGAGAAAAUGAUAAAAAAUAUUGAUGAAGGUUUGAGAAAAAUCCAUCAUAGAAUAACAAAGUUAUUAGAAGUUUAAUUAUUUGAUUUGUGACGUCAUAUGCGUGCAGCUUUCCUACAUAUCGUAAGGUAAGAAGCAAUGAAAUGUCAUUUUCUCAGAAAACUGAAGAUGGUUUUUUAAUGAACCUUCAGUAUAUCAAUAGACAAAUCAUUUCAAACCUGUUCCUACAAAGAAAUAAAAAAUAAGUCAUCACGAAGCAUUAAAAAGAUUGAAAAAAUGCAUUUUAUAUUACAUAACAUAUGGGGCAGCUGCUCGUUCAUGACGUCACAAAUCCAAAACCUAAAAUUAUAAUAACUUCCUUGAUCUUGAAGUGAGUUUCAGAAAAGUUGAAAUCUGCUCAAUGUUGAUUAUUAAACUCUUACACAUUGAACAAACAAUGUAAGUGCAAUGUGUAAUGUCAAUUAUAGAAGGAGUUCAUAACUGUCAAAUCUGUCAUACGUGAAAAGUAAAUAGAAAAGAUUUUGGCUCACAUAUUUGCAUAUAUAUUUCAGUCAUUCAUGAAUAAAUCUUUUACAUUUAUGACAAAUAUUUA
Molecule: messenger RNA, 5109 nt
Organism: Lytechinus pictus (painted urchin)
Lineage: Eukaryota; Metazoa; Echinodermata; Echinoidea; Temnopleuroida; Toxopneustidae
Product: ATP-binding cassette sub-family F member 1-like
Exons: 28
Coding region: 300-2888 (862 amino acids)
Molecular function (GO): ATP binding; ATP hydrolysis activity
Source: RefSeq, a predicted model, not a curated record